AUGAAUGGCCACUUAGGCCCGCUUUCGCCAAACUCAACACACGGCAGCGAAGUUUCACAAUAUCAGUACUCCGGCCCGCCUCCGUACUCUCCAACCCUUCCCCACAACCGCGGCAACCUUGUCACUCCUCCUAUCUCAGGCUCAUCAAAUGGUGGUCAGCGACGGAUCUCGAAUGGGAUGAACCACAGACCGGGCGACCCAUCCCCACCACAUUCAAUAGCACGCUCCAGCUAUGGAACUACAAUUUCCAUCUCCGAGGGUCAGAGAAGGAGGACAUUAGUCAUGGAGGAAAGAUUAUCGCAACACUACACAAUCCUCAAGAGGUUCCUCGCUCAAUCUCUGCGCGAUGAGAAGGGCAAUCCAAGACCAAAUAGAGCGAGGGACAAGCUGUUGCGAUUAUCACCAGUCCAAUUCCAAGAGUUGAGUACAGACGUUUAUGACGAGCUGCUGCGAAGGCAAAGCUCUACAGGACAGCAAACCAAUGGACCAGGCCAGGUGCCUCCUUACUUGCUCCCGAAGGACAACUUCCAUCCAAAACGAAAUCAGGCCCGUCAAAAACUUGCUACUUUACCUCCACCAAGGUUUCAGGACCUGGCGACAGACGUCUUCUACGAGCUCGAAAGAAGGUUUCCAAUGUUCGCUGGGAAUAGUGUCAGCCGCAUUGGCAGUCCAGCUAUGAGUACGAGAGGCCCACCAAGUCGAGUGGGCUCGCCCAACGGUGUGAGACCGAAUUAUGGUCAAAGAAAUGCAUCAUUGGGAAGUCAGGUCAUGGCCGGUUUGGGCAUACCCGGUGCGGAAGGGUCCAGUGACAAUCAGGGGAGGCCAAUGGCGAAGACAUCUCAAAGUAAUACUAUAAUACCGAAUAAGAGCACGAUGGUGGAGGACGACGAUGAGGAAGGGAGUGAUAUCUAUGGAAGCCGGAGAGAUACCACAUUCACAUCUCGGAGCAUGGGUGGAUCGGACAAGGACCGUAAAGCCAUUGCGGAGUUUGAGACCCAGGUCGAGGAGCUACAGGUGAAAGUCAAAGGGUUAGAGGAACACGUGCGCGAAAAAGACUCGGAAAUGGACAAGAUGCAUGAGUCUCGAAGCGAGGAGCAAAGCGCCAAUGAUACAGAAAGAGAGAAAUGGGUGACCUUGCAAUCCGACCUUGAGGACAAGCUGACUGAAGCUCGCAAUCUCAACAAUAACUUACAGUCAGAGCUUGAUAAAGUCAGAAAUAAACAAGCCAACACUGAGCGCGAGUUACGAUCCCAGGUGGACACUCUGACAACACAAGCCAGCGUGGGUAAGAGCGAAUGGAAGGCUCGUUACGACAAUCUUGACAGAGUCCACCAAGAAUCGCGGUCAGCACUUUUGCGGCAAGACAAGGUCACGACCGAAGUGAAGCAAGAGGCAGCUAGUUUCCUCAAUCAAAUGAGAGCACUCUCUGAGCGAAGUAAUGAAUCCCAGGAACGAGAAGAGAAUCUGGUUCGUCAGGUUCACAAGCUUGAAAAAGAGGUUCAGGAAUGGAAAAGUCGAUAUACUCGGAAGAGAACGCAAGCACGGACCUUACGCGCUUCCGCGAUGAAUAUAUCGUUACAGCAGUCAGACGCUGGUCAAGUAGCUAAGGACAGAGACUUUACAGCGCAAGAUGGGCUUGUCAAAGACAUACAUGUUACCAGGUUCCAGAUCGCUGUUGACGAACUGUUGCAAAGCGCGAGAGAAGAUGAGCCGAAUGCUGUUAUAACCCGUGUCAAACCUGUGGUCGUUGCGGUUAGGGAUAUCACAAUAAACUUGGGUGAUACACAAUCUAGCCAAGACGGAGCGAUGCAGCAAAGACACAAACUCAGGGUCAAAGUGUCCGCCACAGCUAACAACCUCGUUACAGCCUCUAAGAAUUUUGCAACCUCGAAAGGCCUCUCACCAGUGUCUCUCCUUGACGCAGCGGCCUCUCACCUCGCGUCCUCCAUAGUCGAGCUCAUCCGCCUUGUCAAAAUACGGCCUACCCCUACGCAAGAGCUGGAAGAACAGGAAGAAAACGAUGUCAUCGCCGACUCUCCAGCGGACUACUAUGGCAUGUCCCGGGUAAGAGAGAGCACUGGUGCAGACUCGGUCUACAGCACCGUAACCGACCCUCGACGCUCAGUCCAGCCUGCGUUUCAAGGUAAAUCGGCAAAAUUCGCCCAAAAUGGCUUCCCCAAUGGCGGGCAAUAUGGUACUAGCUCCAAGCCUACGCACGGCAUCUACAAGUCUCCGGACAACAAAAUGGAAGAGCUCAGGAUUUUCCUUGAAUCCCGCACUGAUCACCUUAUUCCCUCGAUCCAAGCGCUCGUCUCCUCUAUCCGGACGUCUGCUGAGGCUCCAGACAUUCUCGACCAUCUCGCAGCGAUUGUAUCCACUACCUCUCAAAUCAUUGCCAAAACGCACGACGCCUCGCCCAGCGAGCAGUCGGUGCAAAAACUCGUGCUCAGCUUAUCAGAAUGUGUUGACAGACUCGAGGAUAAGGGCAGGGAAGGUGAGGGCAUUGAUGACGAUAGGGAUUGGGGCAUCUUUGUGAAAGGUCUGCCGCCGCUGGCGUUCGAGAUUGCAAGGAGUGCGAAAGAGUUACGAACGUGGGUUGAAGGGAAAGGAGACAAGGAGUGA
This is a messenger RNA of Letharia columbiana, 2622 nucleotides long. RefSeq lists its product as uncharacterized. The transcript is spliced from 3 exons. The coding region runs from base 1 to 2622 and encodes 873 amino acids. Gene Ontology annotation, cellular component: cell cortex of growing cell tip; actomyosin contractile ring. NCBI's taxonomy places the organism in Eukaryota, Fungi, Ascomycota, Lecanoromycetes, Lecanorales, Parmeliaceae. The record is from RefSeq and is a predicted model, not a curated record. Gene Ontology annotation, molecular function: MAP kinase scaffold activity.